This is a messenger RNA of Cynara cardunculus var. scolymus (artichoke), 649 nucleotides long. RefSeq names its product 14 kDa proline-rich protein DC2.15-like. The transcript has a single exon. The coding region runs from base 84 to 443 and encodes 119 amino acids. Lineage: Eukaryota; Viridiplantae; Streptophyta; Magnoliopsida; Asterales; Asteraceae. The record is from RefSeq and is a predicted model, not a curated record.
CAAAACUAGCUACUACUUCUUGAACCUUUAAGUACGCUAGCUACUUCAUUACCACUUCAUAUCCCAAAAGCACUUAAUUAAAAAUGGCUUCCACUAGUGCUUUGGGAACAACUGCUUUUCUCCUCACUCUUAACCUUCUCUUUUUCACUUUGGUAAGUGCAACCUCAUCUUCACCAAAGGCGACUUGCCCUAGAGAUGCUCUAAAGUUGGGUGUGUGUGCCAACUUGCUGAAUGACUUGGUGCAUGGCGUUGUUGUAGGAGCCCCACCAAAAACACCUUGCUGUUCCCUCAUUGAGAACCUUGUUGACCUCGAGGUAGCAGUCUGCCUUUGUACCGUCAUUAAAGCUAAUGUCUUGGGUAUUAAACUCAAUGUACCGGUAUCCUUGAGCUUGUUGGUUAACUACUGUGGAAAGGACGUCCCUUCUGGCUUCCAAUGUGCGUAGAAAGCGUUCCGUUUUCAAGUGUAUUAUUAUCGUUUCUUUGAUCAUGUCAUAUCUUCUUUAUUUUGGGUGUGUUAAGUUUCGGACUCAUUGUGUUUUGUUGAGAUGCUUAUUUGAUUUGAAAAGCACCCUAUGUUUGCUUGUACCGUUGUAACUUUUUGUACCAUUUUUAUUUGAUGUGAAAGACACCCCUGUUUUGGUUUGGGACA